This is a messenger RNA of Pezoporus flaviventris, 555 nucleotides long. RefSeq names its product G2/M phase-specific E3 ubiquitin-protein ligase-like. Lineage: Eukaryota; Metazoa; Chordata; Aves; Psittaciformes; Psittacidae. The annotation marks the transcript as partial. Gene Ontology annotation, cellular component: nucleus. The transcript has 4 exons. The record is from RefSeq and is a predicted model, not a curated record.
GGGCUGCUCUGCUCUUUCCAGGAUUGCUUCGUGUGUGGCGAGAGGGGGGCCACCAUCACCUGCCAGGAGGUGGGCUGCGACCGCAGGUUCCAUCUCCCCUGUGCCGUGGAGGGUGAAUGUGUCACCCGUUAUCUCCCGCCGUCCAGGUCCUUCUGCCAGGAGCACCACCCACAGCAGCAAGAUCUGGUGGCUCCAGAGGGCACCGUCUGCCUCAUCUGCAUGGACCCUGUUGAAGGCAGAACGACCUAUGGGACCAUGGUGUGCCCAGCAUGCAGAACCACCUGGUUCCACAGGGCCUGCAUCCAGGAACAGGCUAUGCAUUCUGGAAUUUUGUGCUUACAGUGCCCUCUGUGUAGAAAUCGGUAUCAGUUUCUUCUGGAAAUGAUAAACAUGGGGAUCCAAAUCCCCUUCAGCCUCCAGUGCCAGAUUAGAGCUUACCGCUCCCAGCACUGUCAGCCCAGCAGCAUCAUGGCAGUCUCCUGGAUCUCUGGAAGUGGAGUCCAGCAGACCCAGCACCAGCAGCCAGGCAGCAGCGGGGCAAACUCUGGGACCUGA